GAUAAAUCAUGGACCGAGCAUCCAACCCUGGAUAAACUAUAUAAAUAAACACACUGCCUAUUAGGACACACCUUCUCCACAACUGCUCCUCCUGAAGUGAGUCCAUCAGAAUGUUACGUGCUCAUGUAUCCGCCUGGAUGCUCUCCCUGUUCCUCUGUGUCAUCCUUGACUCUGUGGAUGGGUCUGCCAUGCAGCCAUGUAAAAUCAUCAACCAAACGGUUUCUUUGGAGAAGGAAGGCUGCCCAACCUGCUUAGUCAUUCAAAGCCCAAUCUGCAGUGGCCAUUGCCUAACCAAGGAGCCCGUUUAUAAGAGCCCGUUUUCCACAGUGUACCAGCACGUGUGCACUUACCGAGACGUCCGCUAUGAGACCCUUCGCCUUCCCGAUUGUCCGCCUUGGGUGGACCCUCACGUCACCUACCCUGUGGCCCUGAGCUGCACCUGCAGCCUGUGUGUUAUGGACACAUCCGACUGCACUAUGGAGAGCCUGCAGCCCGACUUCUGCAUGAGCGAACGAGUGCUAGUGGAUGGUGACAUGUGGUGAAAGACCAGCCAGCAAGCCUUCCUGCGUAAUGAGAUGCUAUGUUUCACCUGUGCCACGUAAUGGCAUAUUA
Esox lucius (northern pike) is the source of this 612-nucleotide messenger RNA. It is a transcript of the gene lhb, whose product is annotated as luteinizing hormone subunit beta. The coding region runs from base 111 to 542 and encodes 143 amino acids. The transcript has 3 exons. Gene Ontology annotation, molecular function: hormone activity. Gene Ontology annotation, biological process: G protein-coupled receptor signaling pathway; ovulation. NCBI's taxonomy places the organism in Eukaryota, Metazoa, Chordata, Actinopteri, Esociformes, Esocidae. Gene Ontology annotation, cellular component: extracellular region; cytoplasm. The record is from RefSeq and is a predicted model, not a curated record.